This is a messenger RNA of Molossus molossus (Pallas's mastiff bat), 17836 nucleotides long. It is a transcript of the gene AHNAK, whose product is annotated as AHNAK nucleoprotein. Gene Ontology annotation, biological process: regulation of RNA splicing. The transcript has 5 exons. The record is from RefSeq and is a predicted model, not a curated record. Gene Ontology annotation, cellular component: cytoplasm; nucleus. Gene Ontology annotation, molecular function: protein binding. Lineage: Eukaryota; Metazoa; Chordata; Mammalia; Chiroptera; Molossidae. The coding region runs from base 198 to 17033 and encodes 5611 amino acids.
UCGGGACGUGUCUCUCUCUUCUUUGAAGAUCCCAGCCCUUCAUCCUGGUUAUAAGUGUUUGGGGCUUUCCCUCUGGUGGCGUCUCUACCUCUGCUGGCUGUGUGACCGAGAUUCCCCACGAGAGAGACUGAAGAGAGGACAGGAAGGAGGGGCGGGCUCCUGGCAGGCAUUGGCACCUGAACCGAGUCCUGCGAAAGAUGGAGAAGGAAGAGGAGACAACGCGGGAGCUGCUGCUGCCCAACUGGCAGGGCAGUGGCUCCCACGGGCUCACCAUUGCCCAGAGGGACGAUGGCGUCUUUGUGCAGGAGGUCAUGCAGAAUUCCCCUGCGGCCCGCACUGGGGUGGUCAAGGAGGGGGACCAGAUUGUGGGUGCCACCAUCUACUUUGACAACCUGCAGUCAGGCGAGGUGACGCAGCUGCUGAGCACCAUGGGACACCACACGGUGGGUCUGAAGCUGCACCGCAAGGGGGACCGCUCCCCUGAGCCGGGCCAGACCUGGACACACGAAGUCUUCAGCUCCCACAGCUCUGAAGUGGUUCUGAGCGGGGAUGACGAGGAGUACCAGCGCAUCUAUACCACGAAGAUCAAGCCUCGGCUGAAGUCGGAGGACGGAGUGGAAGGGGACCUUGGGGAGACCCAGAGCCGCACCAUCACGGUGACUAGAAGGGUCACGGCCUACACUGUGGACGUGACGGGCCGGGAAGGAGCCAAGGACAUUGACAUCAGCAACCCUGAGUUCAAGAUUAAGAUUCCACGGCAUGAACUGACUGAAAUCUCUACUGUGGAUGUAGAGACCCAGCCUGGGAAGACUGUGAUCAGACUGCCCUCGGGCUCGGGGGCAGUGUCUCCAACCACAGGCUCUGCUGUGGACAUUCGAGCGGGCUCCAUUUCCACUUCGGGACCAGAGCUCCACGGUGCUGGCCACUCGAAGCUCCAGGUCACCGUGCCUGGGAUAAAGGUGGGAAGCCCAGAUGUCAGUGUCAGUGCAAAGGGCCUGGACUUGGGUGGCAAAGGAGGGAUCCACGUUCCAGGAGUGGGCAUUUCGUCUUCUCUUGGGGGUGGGGCAGUACAAGUACAAGGCCCGUCUCUUGAGAGUGGCAGUAGUGGGAAAAUUAAAAUUCCCAGCAUGAAGGUGCCAAAAUUUGGUGUCUCAGCAGGGCCUGAGGGCCAGGUACCAGAGACAGGGUUGAAUAUUUCUGCCCCUGAAUUCUCUGUGGGGCACAAGGGCAGUGGGAACAUUUCGACCCCUCAGCUGGAAGUCAGUGUUCCCUGUGCCAGUGUUGAGGGGCUUAAGGGGAAGUUGAAGGGCCCCCAGAUUACUGGGCCAUCACUUGAGGGAGAACUAGGCCUGAAAGGUGCCAAGCCACAGGGGAACAUAGGGGUGGACAUCUCUAGUCCCAAAAUCAAGGGCGGCAUCACUGGUCCCAAUGUGGAAGUUCAGGGCCCUGAUGUUGAUAUUCAUGGGCCUGGAGGCAAACUAAAUAUGCCCAAGAUGAAAGUCCCCAAAUUCUCUGUGUCUGGUUCUAAGGGAGAGGGAACUGGAAUUGAUGUGACACUACCCACAGGUGACAUGACUCUUCCUGGGGUCUCUGGGGAUGUCAGCCUGCCCGAGGUUGCUACUGUGGGGCUGGAAGGGAAGAUGAAGGGUACUAAAGUCAAGAAUCCUGAAAUGAUUAUUCAGAAACCUAAAAUCUCCAUGCAGGAUGUGGAUCUGAGCCUUGGGUCCUCCAGACUGAGAGGAGAUGUUAAGGUGCCCGCUCUGGGAGUGCAAGGUGAUGUCAAAGGCCCUCAAGUCACAGUUAAAGGCUCCAAAGUGGACAUUGGGACACCCAGCCUGGAGGGGACCCUGGCAGGACCCAAGCUGAGUGGUCCCGCUGGGAAAAUGGGACCCUGCAGUAUCUCUAUGGCAGAUGUAGACUUAAAUGUGGCUGCACCUAAAGUGAAAGGAGGCGUAGAUGUCACACUUCCAAAAGUAGAAGGGAAAGUCAAAGUCCCCGAAGUUGACGUCAAAGGCCCCAAAGUGGAUGUCAGUGCCCCAGAUGUGGAAGUGCAUGGCCCAGAAUGGAACCUGAAAAUGCCCAAGAUGAAAAUGCCCAAGUUCAGUGCUCCAGGAGUCAAAGGGGAAGGCCCAGAUAUGCACGUAAAUCUACCCAAAGGAGAUGUCAGUAUUACAGGGCCCAAGGUCAACGUGGAAGCCCCAGAUGUCAACAUAGGAGGCCUGGGGGGCAAACUUAAAGGCCCUGAUGUUAAGUUGCCUGAAGUGAGUGUCAAGACACCGAAGAUCUCCAUGCCUGAUGUCGAUCUGCAUGUUAAAGGCCCAAAGGUAAAAGGCGAGUACGAUGUCACAGUACCAAAACUUGAAGGGGAACUGAAAGGUCCCCAGAUGGACAUUAAUGCCCCAGAUGUGGAUGUUCAUGGCCCAGACUGGCAUCUGAAGAUGCCCAAGAUGAAAAUGCCCAAAUUCAGCGUGCCAGGAUUCAAAGCAGAGGGCCCAGAUGUGGAUGUGAACCUGCCCAAGCCUGACGUGGACAUUUCUGGGCCCAAGGUAGAUGUUAGUGCUCCGGAUGUGAGAAUUGAGGGACCAGAAGGAAAACUGAAAGGACCUAAAUUUAAGAUGCCUGAGAUGAACAUCAAAGCCCCAAAGAUUUCCAUGCCCGAUGUGGACUUACAUUUGAAAGGCCCUAGUGUAAAAGGAGAAUACGAUGUCACGGUGCCAAAGGUUGAAGGUGAGAUUAAAGUUCCUGAUGUUGAACUUAAAAGUGCCAAAGUGGACAUUGAUGUUCCAGAUGUGGACGUUCAUGGCCCAGAUUGGCACCUGAAGAUGCCCAAAAUGAAAAUGCCGAAGUUCAGCAUGCCUGGCUUCAAAGCAGAGGGCCCAGAAGUGGAUGUGAACCUGCCCAAAGCUGACAUUGACAUCUCAGGACCCAAGGUGGAUGUUGAAGUUCCAGAUGUGAAUAUUGAAGGACCUGAAGGAAAGCUGAAGGGUCCCAAGUUUAAGAUGCCUGAGAUGAAUAUCAAAGCCCCAAAGAUCUCCAUGCCUGAUGUGGACUUGCAUAUGAAAAGCCCCAAGGUAAAGGGAGAAUAUGAUGUUACAGUGCCAAAGCUGGAAGGUGACCUGAAAGGGCCUAAAGUAGAUGUCAGUGCCCCAGAUGUUGAAGUUCAUGGUCCUGAUUGGAACCUAAAAAUGCCCAAGAUGAAAAUGCCCAAAUUUACUAUGCCCAGCCUCAAGGGAGAGGGCCCAGAAUUGGAUGUGAACCUGCCCAAGGUUGAUGUGGACCUUUCUGCACCCAAGGUAGAUAUUAGUGCUCCAGAUCUGAGCCUUGAAGGACCUGAAGGAAAGUUGAAAGGCCCCAAGUUUAAGAUGCCUGAGAUGCACUUCAAAGCUCCUAAGAUGACUAUGCCAGAUGUUGACCUCAAUCUUAAAGGACCCAAAAUGAAAGGAAAUCUAGAGAUGUCCGCACCAAAAAUAGAAGGUGAGAUGAAAGUUCCAGACGUGGACCUCAAAAGCCCCAACGUAGACAUUAAAGCACCAGAUAUGGAAGUACAAGGUGGAGACUGGAGCCUGAAAAUGCCCAAGAUGAAAAUGCCCAAGUUCAGCAUGCCUAGUUUUAAAGCAGAGGGCCCAGAAGUGGAUGUGAACCUGCCCAAGGCUAACAUUGACAUCUCUGGACCCAAGGUUGACAUCGAAACCCCAGAUGUGAGCCUUGAGGGACCAGAAGGAAAGCUGAAGGGUCCGAAGUUUAAGAUGCCUGAGAUGCACUUCAAGGCUCCCAAGAUUUCCAUGCCUGAUGUGGACUUACACUUGAAAGGCCCCAAGGUCAAAGGAGACGUUGAUGUGUCAGUGCCUAAGAUAGAAGGUGAAAUGAAAGUGCCAGAUGUGGACAUCAAAGGACCCAAAGUGGACGUUGAUGUCCCAGAUGUCGAUGUUCAUGGCCCAGACUGGCACUUGAAGAUGCCCAAGAUGAAAAUGCCCAAGUUCAGCAUGCCUGGCUUCAAAGCAGAGGGCCCAGAAGUGGAUGUGAACCUGCCCAAGGCUGACAUUGACAUCUCUGGACCCAAGGUUGACAUCGAAACCCCAGAUGUGAGCCUUGAGGGACCAGAAGGGAAGCUGAAGGGUCCGAAGUUUAAGAUGCCUGAGAUGCACUUCAAGGCUCCCAAGAUCUCCAUGCCUGAUGUGGACCUGAAUCUUAAGGGACCAAAACUAAAGGGAGAUGCAGAUAUGUCUUUGCCUGGUGUAGAAGGUGAAAUAAAAGUGCCAGACGUCGACCUUAAAGGGCCCAAAGUUGACAUCAGUGCUCCAGAUGUGGAUGUUCAUGGUCCAGACUGGCACCUGAAGAUGCCCAAGGUGAAAAUGCCCAAGUUCAGCAUGCCAGGUUUCAAAGGAGAGGGCCCAGAAGUAGAUGUGAAUCUGCCCAAGGCUGACUUUGAUGUCUCAGGACCCAAGGUGAAUGUCGAAGUUCCAGAUGUGAAUAUUGAAGGUCCAGAUGCAAAACUAAAAGGUCCUAAAUUUAAGAUGCCAGAAAUGAAUAUAAAGCCACAGAAGAUACCAAUGCCAGAUGUUGGUUUGCAUUUGAAAGGUCCUAAAAUGAAAGCAGAUUACGAUGUGACAGUCCCCAAAAUAGAAGGAGAGAUACAAGCUCCUGAUGUUAACAUUAAAGGUCCCAAAGUGGAUAUUAAUGCACCAGAUGUGGGAGUUCAUGGCCCAGACUGGCACCUGAAGAUGCCCAAAGUGAAAAUGCCCAAGUUCAGCAUGCCCGGCCUUAAAGGAGAUGGCCCGGAAGUGGAUGUGAACUUGCCCAAAGCUGACAUUAAUGUCUCUGGACCCAAAUUGGACAUUAAUGCUCCAGAUGUGACUCUUGAAAGUCCAGAGGGGAAACUAAAGGGUCCCAAGUUCAAGAUGCCAAGCAUGAAUAUACAGACACAGAAAAUUUCUGUGCCUGAUGUUGGACUUAAUCUGAAAGCCCCUAAACUGAAAACUGAUGUGGAUGUUUCCCUUCCUAAAGUGGAAGGAGACUUGAAAGUUCCUGAAAUAGAUGUGAAAGCCCCUAAGGUGGAUGUGGAUGUUGGAGAUAUUGAUAUUGAAUGUCCUGAAGGAAAGAUGAAAGGCCCCAAGUUUAAGAUGCCAGACAUGCACUUCAAGGCCCCCAAGAUCUCCAUGCCUGAUGUUGACUUACACCUGAAAGGCCCCAAAGUCAAAGGGGAUAUGGAUGUCUCUGUGCCCAAGAUAGAAGGUGAAAUGAAAGUGCCAGAUGUUGACCUCAAAGGACCCAAAGUGGACAUUAAUGCACCAGAUGUGGAUGUUCAAGGCCCAGACUGGCACCUGAAGAUGCCCAAAGUGAAAAUGCCCAAGUUCAGCAUGCCAGGCUUCAAAGGAGAGGGCCCAGAAGUGGAUGUGAACUUGCCAAAGGCUGACAUUAAUGUUUCUGGCCCCAAAGUGGACAUUGAUGCUCCUGAUUUGGAUAUUGAGGGACCUGAAGGAAAAUUAAAAGGCUCUAAAUUUAAGAUGCCUAAAUUGAAUAUCAAACCCUCCAAGAUAUCCAUGCCAAAUGUGGACUUGAAUUUGAAGGGACCCAAACUGAAAGGAGACAUAGAUGCCUCAGUGCCAGAACUGGAAGGUGAUCUCAGAGGUCCUCAAGUUGAUAUCAAAGGCCCCAGCAUGGAUGUGGAGGUGCCUGACGUUGAUCUGGAAUGUCCUGAUGCAAAGUUGAAAGGUUCCAAGUUUAAGAUGCCUGAGAUGCACUUCAAGGCCCCCAAGAUCUCCAUGCCGGAUGUGGACUUACAUUUGAAAGGCCCCAAAGUCAAAGGGGAUGUUGAUGUGUCUGUGCCAAAAUUGGAGGGAGAUUUGAAGGGCCCCAGUAUAGAUGUGGAAGUGCCUGAUGUUGACCUCGAAUGUCCUGAUGCAAAGUUGAAAGGCCCCAAGUUUAAGAUGCCCGAGAUGCACUUCAAGGCCCCCAAGAUCUCCAUGCCGGAUGUGGACUUACAUUUGAAAGGCCCCAAAGUCAAAGGGGAUGUUGAUGUGUCUGUGCCCAAGAUAGAAGGUGAAAUGAAAGUGCCAGAUGUGGACAUCAAAGGACCCAAAGUGGACAUUAAUGCACCAGAUGUGGAUGUUCAAGGCCCCGAAUGGAACUUGAAAAUGCCCAAGAUGAAAAUGCCCAAGUUCAGCAUGCCUGGCUUCAAAGGAGAGGCCCCAGAAGUGGAUGUGAACCUGCCCAAAGCUGACAUUGACAUCUCUGGACCCAAAGUUGACAUCGAAACUCCAGAUGUGAGCCUUGAGGUCCCAGAAGGGAAGCUGAAGGGCCCCAAGUUUAAGAUGCCUGAGAUGCACUUCAAGGCUCCCAAGAUCUCCAUGCCUGACGUGGACUUACAUUUGAAAGGCCCCAAAGUCAAAGGGGAUGUUGAUGUGUCUGUGCCAAAAUUGGAGGGAGAUUUGAAAGGCCCCAGCGUGGAUGUGGAAAUGCCCGAUGUUGAUCUAGAAUGUCCUGAUGCAAAGUUGAAAGGCCCCAAGUUUAAGAUGCCAGACAUGCACUUCAAGGCCCCCAAGAUCUCCAUGCCGGAUGUGGACUUACACUUGAAAGGCCCCAAAGUUAAAGGGGAUGUGGAUGUCUCUAUGCCCAAGAUAGAAGGUGAAAUGAAAGUGCCAGAUGUUGACCUCAAAGGACCCAAAGUGGACAUUAAUGCACCAGAUGUGGAUGUUCAUGGACCAGACUGGCACCUGAAGAUGCCUAAGAUGAAAAUGCCAAAAUUCAGCAUGCCAGGCUUCAAAGGAGAGGGCCCAGAUGUGGAUGUGAACCUGCCCAAGGCUGAUAUUGACAUUUCUGGACCCAAGGUUGACAUUGAAGCUCCAGAUGUGAACAUUGAGGCUCCAGAAGGAAAACUGAAAGGCCCUAAGUUCAAGAUGCCUGACAUGCACUUUCAUGCCCCCAAGAUCUCCAUGCCUGAUGUUGACUUCAACUUAAAGGGGCCUAAAAUUAAAGGAGACCUUGAUGUUUCUGCCCCAAAGAUUGAAGGAGAGCUAAAAGGUCCAGAAUUGGAUGUCAAGGGCCCCAAAUUGGAUGUUGACAUGCCAGAUGUAGCUGUGGAAGGCCCAGAUGGCAAAUGGAAAAGUCCUAAAUUCAAGAUGCCAGACAUGCAUUUUAAAGCUCCUAAAAUCUCCAUGCCAGACAUUAAUCUACACUUAAAAAGCCCCAAGGUCAAGGGAGAGGUGGAUGUGGAUGUUCCCAAAUUGGAAGGUGACAUCAGUGGGCCAGAUAUGGACAUUGAAGGACCAGAGGGCAAAUUGAAAGGCCCCAAGUUCAAGAUGCCUGACAUGCAUUUCAAAGCCCCAAAUAUUUCUAUGCCUGAUGUGGACCUAAAUCUGAAAGGACCAAAAAUCAAGGGGGAUGUUGAUGUGUCCGUGCCUGAGGUAGAAGGUAAAAUUAAAGUGCCAGAUGUGAACAUCAAGAGCCCCAAAGUAGACAUAAGUGCUCCUGAAGUUCAUGGCCCAGACUGGCACCUGAAGAUGCCCAAGAUGAAAAUGCCCAAGUUCAGCAUGCCAGGCUUCAAAGGAGAGGGCCCAGAUGUGGAUGUGAACCUGCCCAAGGCUGAUAUUGACAUCUCUGGACCCAAGGUUGACAUUGAAGCUCCAGAUGUGAACAUUGAGGGUCCAGAAGGAAAACUGAAAGGCCCUAAGUUCAAGAUGCCUGACAUGCACUUUCAUGCCCCCAAGAUCUCCAUGCCUGACUUUGAUUUGCAUCUGAAAGGUCCCAAAGUUAAAGGUGAAGUGGACGCUUCUCUGCCUAAAGUUGAAGGCCCUGAAGUUGACAUCAAAGGCCCCAAAGUGGACAUCGAUGCCCCAGAUGUGGAUGUUCAAGGCCCAGACUGGCAUCUGAAGAUGCCCAAGAUAAAAAUGCCCAAGGUGAGCAUGCCAGGCUUCAAAGGAGAGGGCCCAGAAGUAGAUGUGAACUUGCCCAAGGCUGACAUCAAUGUCUCAGGACCCAAAGUAGACCUUGAAUGUCCGGAUGUGAAUAUUGAAGGACCUGAAGGAAAGUGGAAAAGCCCCAAAUUUAAGAUGCCUGAAAUGCAUUUUAAGACUCCAAAGAUAUCCAUGCCAGAUAUUGAUCUUAAUCUAACAGGUCCAAAAAUAAAAGGAGAUAUGGAUGUCACAGGUCCCAAGGUAGAGGGAGAUCUGAAAGGUCCUGAAAUUGACCUCAAAGGCCCCAAAGUGGACAUUGAUGUUCCAGACGUGGAUGUUCAUGGCCCAGAUUGGCACUUGAAGAUGCCUAAGAUGAAAAUGCCAAAGUUCAGCAUGCCAGGCUUUAAAGCAGAGGGCCCAGAAGUGGAUGUGAACCUCCCCAAGGCUGACAUUGAUGUUACUGGACCCAAGGUAGACAUUGAGGGCCCUGAUGUUAAUAUUGAAGGACCAGAAGGAAAGUUGAAAGGUCCUAAGUUCAAGAUGCCAGAGAUGAACAUCAAAGCCCCCAAGAUCUCCAUGCCUGACUUUGAUUUGCAUCUGAAAAGUCCCAAAGUAAAGGGUGAUGUGGAUGUGUCUUUACCCAAAGUGGAAGGUGAGAUUAAAGUUCCAGAAGUGGAUAUUAAAGGCCCCAAAGUGGACAUUGAUGUUCCAGACGUGGACGUUCAUGGCCCAGACUGGCACCUUAAGAUGCCUAAGAUGAAAAUGCCCAAGUUCAGCAUGCCAGGCUUCAAAGGAGAGGGCCCAGAAGUGGAUGUGAACCUGCCCAAGGCUGACAUUGAUGUCUCAGGACCCAAGGUGGACAUUGAAGGUCCUGAUGUGAAUAUUGAAGGUCCAGAUGCAAAACUGAAGGGCCCCAAGUUCAAGAUGCCAGAGAUGAACAUCAAAGCCCCCAAGAUCUCCAUGCCUGACAUUGAUCUUAAUCUGAAAGGUUCCAAAGUGAAGGGAGAUGUAGAUGUAUCUUUACCAAAAGUGGAAGGUGAAAUGAAAGUUCCAGAAGUGGAUAUUAAAGGCCCCAAAGUGGACAUCGAUGUCCCAGAUGUGGAUGUUCAUGGUCCAGACUGGCACCUUAAGAUGCCCAAGGUGAAAAUGCCCAAGUUCAGCAUGCCAGGCUUCAAAGGAGAAGGCCCAGAAGUGGAUGUGAACCUGCCCAAGGCUGACAUUGAUGUCUCAGGACCCAAGGUGGACAUUGAAGGUCCUGAUGUGAAUAUUGAAGGUCCAGAUGCAAAACUGAAGGGCCCCAAGUUCAAGAUGCCAGAGAUGAAUAUCAAAGCUCCUAAGAUAUCAAUGCCAGAUUUGGACCUGAAUCUUAAAGGCCCUAAAAUGAAAGGAGAGGUGGAUGUUUCACUUCCAAGUCUAGAAGGUGAUUUGAAAGGGCCGGCUCUUGACAUCAAGGGCCCGAAGAUAGAUUUAGAGGCUCCAGAUAUUGACAUUCAUGGUCCAGAAGGCAAAUUAAAAGGUCCAAAACUGAAGAUGCCUGAUAUGCAUGUAAACAUGCCCAAGAUCUCUAUGCCAGAAAUUGAUCUGAACUUGAAAGGCUCAAAGCUUAAGGGUGAUGUUGAUGUUUCUGGGCCCAAAUUGGAAGGUGAUAUUAAAGCUCCAAAGUUGGAUGUAAAGGGCCCAGAAGUGGACAUUUCUGGUCCUAAGCUCAAUAUUGAAGGCAAAUCAAAGAAAUCUCGUUUUAAGCUUCCCAAAUUUAAUUUUUCGGGCUCCAAAGUUCAGACACCUGAGAUGGAUGUCAAAGUUAAAAAGCCAGAUAUUGAUGUAACAGGCCCAAAAGUUGAUAUCAAUGCUCCUGAUGUUGAGGUCCAAGGAAAAGUAAAAGGAUCCAAGUUCAAAAUGCCUUUCCUGAGUAUUUCAUCUCCUAAAGUUUCUAUGCCUGAUGUGGAGUUAAAUCUGAAAGGUCCUAAAGUCAAAGGAGACUUAAAUGUUGCAGGUCCUAAUUUAGAAGGUGACUUUCAAGGACCUCAAGUGGACAUUAAGGCACCAGAAGUCCAUCUUGAUGCACCGGAUGUGGAUGUUCAUGGUCCAGACUGGAAUUUGAAGAUGCCCAAGAUGAAAAUGCCCAAGUUUGGGGUGCCUGGCUUAAAAGCAGAAGGGCCAGAUAUGGCUGUGGAUCUGCCUAAAGGAGAUGUUAACAUAGAGGCUCCAAAAAUGGACAUUGAGGGCCCAGAAAUCAAUGUGGAAGGUCUAGAAGGAAGCUUAAAAGGUCCCAAACUCAAGAUGCCUGAUAUGAAUAUCAAAGCUCCUAAGAUCUCCAUGCCUGACAUUGAUUUAAACCUGAAGGGCCCCAAGGUAAAAGGUGAUAUGGAUGUUUCUCUGCCUAAAGUGGAAGGAGAUUUGAAAGGCCCAGGGGUUGAUAUCAAAGGGCCCAAAGUGGAUAUUAAUGUCCCUGAUGUGGACGUUCAUGGUCCAGACUGGCACCUGAAGAUGCCCAAAGUGAAAAUGCCUAAGUUCAGCAUGCCAGGCUUCAAAGGAGAGGGCCCAGAAAUGGAUGUAAACCUGCCCAAGGCUGACAUUGAUGUUCCAGAUGUGAGUAUCGAAGGUCCAGAUGCAAAACUGAAGGGCCCCAAAUUCAAGAUGCCUGAGAUGAACAUCAAAGCCCCCAAAAUCUCCAUGCCGGACAUUGAUCUGAACCUAAAGGGCCCCAAAAUGAAGGGUGAUAUGGAUGUGUCUUUGCCAAAAGUGGAAGGUGACCUAAAGGGCCCAGAGGUCGACAUCAAGGGCCCCAAAGUGGACAUUGACACACCUGAUAUUAACAUUGAAGGCCCAGAGGGGAAAUUGAAGGGACCCAAAUUCAAGAUGCCAGAGAUGAACAUCAAAGCCCCCAAGAUCUCCAUGCCUGACCUUGAUUUGCAUCUGAAAGGUCCUAAGAUCAAAGGAGAUGUGGAUGUUUCCCUGCCUAAGGUAGAAGGUGACCUGAAGGGCCCUGAAGUUGACAUAAAGGGCCCCAAAGUGGACAUUAAUGCACCAGAUGUGGAUGUUCAAGGCCCAGAUUGGCACCUGAAGAUGCCCAAAGUGAAAAUGCCCAAGUUCAGCAUGCCUGGCUUCAAAGGAGAGGGCCCAGAAGUGGACGUGAGCCUGCCCAAGGCUGACAUUGAUGUCUCAGGACCCAAAGUGGACAUUGAAGGUCCUGACGUUAAUAUUGAAGGACCUGAGGGAAAGUUGAAAGGUCCUAAGUUCAAAAUGCCUGAGAUGAACAUCAAAGCCCCCAAGAUCUCCAUGCCUGACUUUGAUUUGCAUCUGAAAGGUCCUAAGAUCAAAGGAGAUGUGGAUGUUUCCCUGCCUAAGGUGGAAGGUGACCUGAAGGGCCCUGAAGUUGACAUAAAGGGCCCCAAAGUGGACAUUAAUGCUCCAGAUGUGGAUGUUCAAGGCCCAGAUUGGCACCUGAAGAUGCCCAAAGUGAAAAUGCCCAAGUUCAGCAUGCCUGGCUUCAAGGGAGAAGGCCCAGAAGUGGAUGUGAGCCUGCCCAAGGCUGACAUUGAUGUCUCAGGACCAAAGGUGGAUGUUGAAAUUCCAGAUGUGAAUAUUGAAGGUCCAGAUGCAAAACUGAAGGGCCCCAAGUUCAAGAUGCCAGAGAUGAACAUCAAAGCCCCCAAGAUCUCCAUGCCUGACUUUGAUUUGCACCUGAAAAGUCCUAAGGUAAAGGGUGAUGUGGAUGUUUCUCUGCCUAAGGUGGAAGGUGACUUAAAGGCCCCUGAAGUUGACAUCAAAGGCCCCAAAGUGGACAUCGAUGUCCCAGAUGUGGAUGUUCAUGGCCCAGACUGGCACCUGAAGAUGCCCAAGGUGAAAAUGCCCAAGUUCAGCAUGCCUGGCUUCAAAGGAGAGGGCCCAGAAGUGGAUGUGAACCUGCCCAAGGCUGACAUUGAUAUCUCAGGACCCAAGGUGGACAUAGACACUCCUGACAUUGACAUUCAUGGCCCAGAAGGGAAACUGAAGGGCCCCAAGUUCAAAAUGCCUGACCUGCAUCUCAAAGCACCCAAGAUCUCCAUGCCUGAAGUCGACCUGAACCUGAAGGGUCCUAAAGUAAAGGGCGAUGUGGACGUUUCUCUGCCCAAAGUGGAAGGUGACCUCAAGUGCCCUGAAGUUGACAUCAAAGGCCCCAAAGUGGACAUCAGUGUCCCAGAUGCGGAUGUUCAUGGCCCAGACUGGCACCUGAAGAUGCCCAAGGUGAAAAUGCCCAAGUUCAGCAUGCCUGGCUUCAAAGGAGAGGGCCCAGAAGUGGAUGUAAACCUGCCCAAGGCUGACAUUGAUGUUCCAGAUGUGAAUAUUGAAGGUCCAGAUGCGAAACUGAAGGGCCCUAAAUUCAAGAUGCCUGAGAUGAAUAUCAAAGCUCCUAAAAUCUCUAUGCCGGACAUUGACUUAAACCUGAAAGGUCCCAAAGUAAAAGGUGAUGUAGAUGUUUCCCUGCCUAAGGUGGAAGGUGACCUCAAGGGCCCCAGUAUUGACAUCAAAGGGCCCAAAGUGGACAUUGAUGCCCCUGAUGUGGAUGUUCAUGGCCCAGACUGGCACCUGAAGAUGCCCAAAGUAAAAAUGCCCAAGUUCAGCAUGCCAGGCUUCAAGGGAGAGGGCCCAGAAGUGGAUGUUACCCUCCCUAAAGCUGACAUUGAUAUUUCUGGCCCCAAAGUGGAUAUUGAUGUUCCAGAUGUUAAUAUUGAAGGUCCAGAUGCAAAAUUGAGGGGCCCUAAGUUCAAGAUGCCUGAGAUGAACAUCAAAGCCCCCAAAAUCUCCAUGCCUGACCUUGACUUUAACUUGAAGGGCCCCAAAAUGAAAGGUGAUGUGGAUGUCUCUCUGCCCAAAGUAGAAGGUGACCUCAAAGGUCCUGAAAUUGACAUAAAGGCACCCAAAUUGGACAUUGAUACUCCUGAUAUCAGUAUUGAAGGUCCAGAAGGAAAACUGAAGGGGCCCAAAUUUAAGAUGCCAGAGAUGCACAUUAAAGCCCCCAAGAUCUCCAUGCCGGACUUUGACUUAAACCUGAAAGGGCCAAAGGCAAAGGGCGAUGUGGACCUUUCACUGCCUAAGGUGGAAGGUGAUCUGAAAGGGCCAGAGGUGGACAUCGAGGGUCCUGAAGGGAAACUCAAAGGCCCCAAAUUCAAGAUGCCUGAUGUACAUUUCAAAACCCCACAAAUUUCCAUGAGUGACAUUGAUUUGAACUUGAAAGGACCUAAGGUAAAAGGAGAUUUGGACAUUUCCAUUCCUAAACUGGAAGGAGAUCUAAAAGGCCCCAAAGUGGAUGUUAAAGGCCCUAAGCUGGACAUAGACACUCCUGACAUUGACAUUCAUGGCCCAGAAGGGAAACUGAAGGGCCCCAAGUUCAAAAUGCCUGACCUGCAUCUCAAAGCACCCAAGAUCUCCAUGCCUGAAGUCGACCUGAACCUGAAGGGUCCUAAAGUAAAGGGCGAUGUGGACGUUUCUCUGCCCAAAGUGGAAGGUGACCUCAAGUGCCCUGAAGUUGACAUCAAAGGCCCCAAAGUGGACAUUAAUGCACCAGAUGUGGAUGUUCAUGGCCCAGACUGGCACCUGAAGAUGCCCAAGGUGAAAAUGCCCAAGUUCAGCAUGCCUGGCUUCAAAGGAGAGGGCCCUGAAGUAGAUGUGAAUUUGCCCAAGGCUGACUUUGAUGUCUCAGGACCUAAGGUGGACAUUGAUGUUCCAGAUGUGAAUAUCGAAGGCCCAGAUGCGAAACUAAAGGGCCCCAAAUUCAAGAUGCCAGAGAUGAACAUCAGGGCUCCUAAGAUUUCCAUGCCCGAUCUUGAUCUGAACUUGAAGGGCCCCAAAAUGAAGGGCGAUGUGGAUGUUUCCCUGCCUAAGGUGGAAGGUGACCUCACGGGCCCCAGUAUUGACAUCAAAGGGCCCAAAGUGGACAUCGAUGCCCCUGAUGUGGAUGUUCAUGGCCCAGACUGGCACCUGAAGAUGCCCAAGGUGAAAAUGCCCAAGUUCAGCAUGCCUGGCUUCAAAGGAGAGGGCCCAGAAGUAGAUGUGAACUUGCCCAAGGCUGACUUUGAUGUCUCAGGACCUAAGGUGGACAUUGAUGUUCCAGAUGUGAAUAUUGAAGGUCCAGAUGCGAAACUCAAGGGCCCCAAGUUCAAGAUGCCUGAAAUAAACAUCAAAGCUCCAAAAAUCUCCAUGCCUGAUGUUAACUUAGAUCUGAAAGGACCCAAAGUCAAAGGAGAUUUUGAUAUGUCUGUCCCUAAGAUUGAAGGUACUUUCAAAGGUCCAGAAGUAGACCUUACAGGCCCACGUUUGGAUUUGGAAGGCCCUGAUGCCAAACUCAGUGGUCCAAAUUUGAAGAUGCCAUCACUGGAUAUAUCUGCCCCUAAGGUAACUGUUCCUGAUGUUGAUUUGCAUCUCAAGACACCCAAAAUCGGAAUUUCUGGUCCUAAAUUAGAAGGUGGUGAACUGGACCUUAAGGGGCCUAAAGUUGAUUUAGAAGCUCCUAACUUAGAUGUACACAUGGAGAGCCCAGAUGUUAACAUUGAGGGGCCAGAUGUUAAAAUUCCCAAAUUUAAGAAACCCAAGUUUGGAUUUGGGGCAAAAAGUCCCAAAGCUGACUUCAAAUCACCCUCGGUUGAUGUGACUGUUCCUGAGGCAGAACUGAGCCUUGAGGCUCCUGAAAUUAGUGUUGGUGGCAAGGGCAAGAAAAGUAAGUUUAAAAUGCCUAAAAUUCAUAUGAGUGGCCCUAAAAUGAAAACCAAGAAACAAGGAUUUGAUUUGAAUGUUCCCGGGGGCGAAAUUGAUGCCAGUCUCAAGGCGCCUGAUGUAGAUGUCAAUGUUGCGGGGCCGGACGCCACACUUAAAGUCGAUGUGAAGUCUCCUAAAACCAAGAAACCGAUGUUUGGAAAAAUGUACUUCCCUGAUGUCGAAUUUGACAUUAAAUCAUCUAAAUUUAAAGCUGAGGCCUCCCUUCCUAGCCCCAAAAUGGAGGGUGAAAUUCAGGCCUGUGACCUGGAUAUUUCUUCGCCAGGGAUUAAUGUGGAAGGUCCUGACAUCAAGCUGAAGGCUCCCACGUUCAAGAUGCCAGGUGUGGAUGUCUCAGGGCCCAAAAUAGAGGGCGACUUCAAAGGCCCCAGGGUGCAGGCGAACUUGGACGCACCUGACAUCAACAUCGAAGGCCCAGAUGCUAAAGUCAAAGCACCAUCCUUCGGCAUUUCUGCCCCUCAAGUCUCCAUCCCUGAUGUGAACGUUAGCUUGAAAGGACCAAAGAUAAAGGGUGAUGUCCCCAGUGUGGGACUGGAAGGACCAGACAUAGAUCUGCAAGGUCCAGAAUCAAAAAUCAAGUUCCCCAAGUUUUCGAUGCCCAAGAUCGGCGUCCCUGGUGUGAAAAUGGAGGGUGGGGGAGCUGAGGUCCAUGCCCAGCUGCCCUCACUUGAAGGAGGCUUGAGUGCACCGGGUGUUAAGCUCGAAGGGCCUGAUGUGUCUCUGAAGGGGCCAAAAGUGGACUUGCCUUCAGUGAACCUCUCUAUGCCUAAAGUCUCUGGACCUGACCUUGACCUGAACGUGAAAGGACCAAGUUUGAAGGGAGACCUGGCUGUCUCUGGUGACAUCAAGUGCCCUAAAGUAUCAGUAGGUGCUCCUGAUCUAAGCUUGGAGGUACCUGAAGGUGGUAUUAAACUUCCCCAAAUGAAGCUGCCCCAGUUUGGCAUCUCCACUCCAGGGUCUGACUUGGACAUUAACGUCAAGGGGCCACAAGUUACUGGAGAACUAAAGGGGCCAGGCAUGGAUGUGAACCUCGGAGGCCUCAACUUGAAAGGGCCUCAGAUUUCUGGCCCUCAGAUCUCAGCACCGGACAUGGACUUGAAUUUGGAAGGACCAAAAGUAAAAGGGAGCCUCGGGGGCACUGUUGGAGGAGGUCUUCCAGGCAUCAGUGUUCAAGGCUUAGAAGGGAACCUCCAAAUGCCUGGGAUUAAGGCCUCUGGCUGUGACGUGGAGCUGCAAGGUGUGAACGUGAAACUCCCUACCGGGCAAAUUUCUGGCCCUGAAAUCAAAGGCAACCUGAAAGGUUCAGGAAUAGGUGUCCACGGGGCCGCGCCCGACAUUAGCGUGAAAGGACCUUCAUUCAAUAUGGCAUCUCCUGAGUCCGAUUUCGGUGUCAACUUGAAGGGCCCGAAAAUCAAAGGAGGUGUGGAUGUUUCAGGGGAUGUCAGUGUCCCAGAUGUCAGCCUGGGUGAAGGGCAUAUGAAUGUCAAAUGUUCUGGGGUUGAGUGGAAAGGACCCCAGGUCUCCUCUGCUCUCAACUUGGAUGCACCUAAAUUUGCUGGUGGACUUCAUUUCUCAGGACCAAAGGCAGAAGGCGGUGUGAAAGGAGGCCACUUUGGACUCCAAGGCCCUGGGCUGAGUAUGUCUGGGCCUCAGGGUCACUUGGAAAGCGGGUCUGGCAGAGUAACAUUCCCGAAGAUGAAGAUCCCCAAAUUCACCUUCUCUGGCCGUGAGCUGGUUGGCAGAGAAGUGGGGGUGGAUAUUAACUUCCCUAAAACAGAGGCCAGUGUCCUGGCCGGUGCCGGAGAGGGUGAGUGGGAAGAGUCCGAUGUCAAACUUAAAAAGUCCAAAAUCAAAAUGCCCAAGUUCAAUUUUUCCAAACCUAAAGGGAAAGGCGGUGUCACCGGCUCACCAGAAGCAUCCAUGUCGGGGUCUAAAGGUGACCUGAAGAGCUCGAAGGCCAGCCUGGGCUCUUUGGAAGGAGAGGCAGAGGCGGAAACCUCUUCCCCCAAGGCCAAGUUCUCCUUAUUCAAAAGCAAGAAGCCACGGCACCGCUCCAAUUCCUUCAGUGACGAACGGGAGUUCUCCGCACCUUCCACCCCGACCGGGACUUUGGAGUUUGAAGGGGGGGACGUGUCACUGGAAGGCGGAAAAGUCAAAGGGAAACAUGGGAAGCUGAAAUUUGGUACCUUUGGUGGAUUAGGGUCAAAGAGCAAAGGUCAUUAUGAGGUCACCGGAAGUGAUGAUGAGGCAGGCAAGUUACAGGGGAGCGGAGUGUCCUUGGCCUCUAAGAAGUCCCGACUGUCCUCUUCUUCUAGCAAUGACAGCGGGACAAAGGUUGGCAUCCAGCUUCCCGAGGUGGAGCUGGUGGUUUCCACAAAGAAAGAGUAGUAGGCCUUUGUGUACAUACAUGUAUAAAAAUACAUCAGCCUUGGGUGUGUUUGUAUAUAACCUCCAAAGAGGAACACGCCGACAGCCUCAGCAGUGACGCGGAGACCUGGCGUAGCCACCGCCUCUCGGCUCCUGGACCUUUGCAGACAGGUGAGGAGUUCCAGGUUCGUCCAGCCCAUGUGCAGAGUCAACAGUAUUUGCCUUAAGAUUUCUUUUUUUUUUUUUUUGCAUUGAACGCUGAGAGCUCCUGUUUACUACGCAAGCUUUUGUGUUUAUUAUCCUCAUUUUUACUGAACAUUGUUAGUGUUGGGGUCAUUGGAAACCCAUUUUUUUUCAUUGUAAUGACUUUGGGGGCUUUUGUUAGUAAGGGUGGGGUGGGGUAGAAGGCAGUAGAGGGAAGCAGACCUUCAUUUCUCCUAGGAUUGGAUCUACUCAAAGAGCAAACUCCCCAAGGUGGCCAAGAGGAGUCGGCAGGCGGGCGUGUGGGUGUUUUUUCUAGAAUUCUUUAGCAUUGCUUCCCCCUCCCUGCCCCCCGGGGUUGGUGGUCCCAGCCAGCGUGGUGCUCUCGGUUAGAGGGAAUGAGAAACUGUUUGCAAAGUGGCCACCCCACCGGCUCUGCAUGGGGGCUUCCAUUCUGUAUGUCGUAAAAGAAACAUUUUCUUUAUGGCCACCAUGUUCCCCAUGUUAGUUCUGAUUCCUUUUAACAUGAUUAAGAAAAUUUCCCGCACUUUAAUGGCAACUUAAUUAAGAAUGUAAGAAAAUUGUUGCUGUCAAAAGCAAAUAAAGCUGUUUAUUAACCCUGA